Molecule: messenger RNA, 1926 nt
Organism: Striga asiatica
Lineage: Eukaryota; Viridiplantae; Streptophyta; Magnoliopsida; Lamiales; Orobanchaceae
Source: the annotation of a GenBank genome assembly
AUACUUUCUUUUCCCCUCUCUGCAGUCAUCCUUGACGGGAAAUACUUUCUUUUCCCCUCUCUGCAGUCAUUUUAAUCCUCCUUAAUUAUUUUAUCUCUUCACAAUUUCUUUAUUUUUUUUAGUCUGUGUGAAUCUGUUUGUAUGUAUAUGUUUUCUGGUUUAUGAAUGUACCAUGUUUCAAUUGGGUCAAUCGGCUGUUUGUGGUUCGCGCGUCCGUGCUCUGCAAAUUUGAGCCCGUGUAUUUGCUGAGUUGUUUUGUUUUUUUUUUUCGCACCGUCAGAGGAACCAAAUGGUUCAAUCGGGUUAUAGACUUUCAAAAUUGGGGUACUUUGAAUUCGAUUGACGCUCUCUCGCGUUCGAUUAGGGUUUGAUUGAAUUCAAUUUAUUGUGUUUUAUUUUAUUUAUUUAUUUUAAUUUCUCAUUGCGUGUAUUUGCUAGAAGGGAAGUUAUGAGGAACUUUCAAUACAGGGUGUCAACGCCACCAGCCAUUUAACGCAUUCAGUUUUGUCGUUUUUUAUCUCAAAUUCAUCUAUUUAUUCAUUUUUUCUUUUUAGUUCGGAAAAAAAAACAGACAGGAGUUUUAGGGGGAAAGAAAAACUUGAGUUGAAUUGAAAGGGGUUAGUAAUAAUAAUAAAAAAAAAAAACAGGAUUUUUAGUGAUUGGUGGUGGAAUGAAGUGCAGCGCCUAUAGGGCGUCGUCCAGUGAGUUAUGGGCGAGGCAGGCAAGCGGAGGAGGUGGGGUGAGCUUUGAGAGUGAGCAUGAUUUGGCCGUGAUGGUUAAUGAUUUCUUGGAAAAUAGCAGUAACAGUUGUGGGACUGACUCAAGAUACAGCAGUGAUAGUGAUUCCAGCCUCUCUGAUCUUCUUCUGCUCUCGCACAAAAUCUCUUACUUCAAGUUGGUGAUGGAUAAGUUCGAGAGUGAUUUGACGUCAGUAGUCAAUUCCCUUGCACUCUCACUAAAUGAAGGAGACCUCACAGCUGCAGCUCCCGGCCUCUGCAAUGCUAGCUGCAUAAGAUUCUCUCUUGUCAACCUUCUUCGGCUAUCAGGAUAUGAUGCUGGAGUGUGCACAUCUCGUUGGCCCGGGACUGUCAAGGUUCCAGGAGGUGAUCAUGAAUACAUAGACGUGAUUUACUACAACGAUACUGGCACAAGCGAGCGUUUGAUUGUGGAUAUCGACUUCAGAAGCCACUUUGAGAUUGCAAGGGCUGUCGAGUCCUAUGACAGGAUAUUGAAUUCCCUCCCGGUUAUUUACGUCGGUACCCUCACAAAGCUCGAGCAGUACCUUCAGGUGAUGGCCGAGGCCGCUCGAUCGUCUUUGAAACAGAACUCGAUGCCUCUUCCUCCGUGGAGGGCGUUUGCGUAUCUUCAAGCCAAAUGGUGGUCUCCACAUCAGAGGAGGUUCGAUUUGGACGAACGGAACUUUGAAGGCGGUAUUCCUCACGAACAGCAUAAAUGUGGUGGCCAUCUCAAAAGCUUGAAAUCCUUAAUUGUGUCGGAUAUUGAUGGGGAGCGGAUGCAUUGUGGUGAUGCAAGAGCGGAAGGUGGUAGACGAAGAGUGAAAGGUUGGAGGGCGAAACUGUCAAAUCACACGUAGCUCUUGUUCACUGCAGGAAACAAGAUUGGCAAAAAUUCAUCAUUUUUUCUCUUUUUCAGCGAAUUAUUAUCAUUUUUGUGCGGCAAAAAUUAAUCAUUUUUUUUUUCUCUUUUCAGUAUUAUUAUCAUUUAUGAGUGGGAUCAAAUGUCUCAAAUAUGAGAGUUGUGAAAAAUAAUUUUUGUGCGGCAUCAAAACUGUGUCAAUAUGAGAGUUGAGUGGUGAGGAAAUUCGCCCCUAUGUGUAAGACUUGAAUUUCUUGAUCCUACCUUUCUAUAAAUUCAUCCUUUACAAAUUUCUUGUGCCUCAUUGCGUUGGUUUUUUUUUUUUUUUUG